Molecule: messenger RNA, 1584 nt
Organism: Phytophthora nicotianae INRA-310
Lineage: Eukaryota; Oomycota; Peronosporomycetes; Peronosporales; Peronosporaceae
Exons: 1
Coding region: 43-1356 (437 amino acids)
Source: RefSeq, a predicted model, not a curated record
GCAAAUUUUAAGUUCACUCCCGUUUUUUACACGUCCAUUUCUAUGGCGCAAGAGCACUUCUGCUUUGUGCUCUUCGAUCACAGACAACAGCGUAGCGCCAUGUCAGCCUCUCGCAGUCGCCAUCACUUGACCAUCGCCGAUAAGAACAGGCUGCGGCGUCACCACCAGCAACACCCCGAGCUGACGCAGGAGCAGCUACGUGAGUGGGCCUAUGCUGCGUUUGGCCAGUGGGUAGCUCGCUCGACUGUGGGCCACAUCGUGCGUGCACCCGAGGAAGUAUGCGCCAACCCAGAAGCCACGCGCUUCCAGAGCGGCCGCUAUCCGGACAUGGAACAGGAAUUGUACACUUUAAUCGUGGCGCGAGCGACGCAGUUAGGCGUAGACCUCAAGCAACUGGACAGCAGUGGAGGUAUACUGAGCGACUCGGAGCUCUGGACCAAAGCAAACGAGAUCCUCAAGCGCACGCGAGGCAGCCAAGAGAGCGUGUCGGUGGCCUGGGUGCAUCGCUUCAAGAAGCGACACGGACUGCAUCGGUCGCAGUUGAAACGUGCGGCUACAGAGGCCGCUACUAUGCAGACAGUUGCAGAGCAGACGAUUGCAGAGCAAAUGUCUGCACUGGACAACGGGAUCGCUACAGAUACAGAGACUUCGGAGCCGGCCAGGAAGAAAGCUGCAAAUGUCACGACUACUGCUACCACUAACCGCUCGCAUUUUGUGUCGUCGGACGACAUUUUGCUGCUGACACAGGUGCUGGUCAUCAAGCCGUGGACGUUCCCGUACGUGAUGGACGGAUGGCAGCAAGUGACGGAGAAAUUGCGAGCCGAGGAGUCUUUCCGACUGGAUAAAACAGCGGGCGCAUGUCAGGCGAGGUUGAAUCUGCUGUUGGGCCACUUAAAGGCUGGCAAUACGACGGCGUUGAGGAAAUCUGGCACAGAGGAGGAGUUCGACAGGAAGUGCGCGAUGAUCGCUGAAGUGGCGAAGCAAAUGGGAGAGUAUGAGAACGCACAGAAAGGGAACAACUUGCCAGUUGUAGUGGAGUCUGUGCCUUCCGCUCGACAAAAUCCUGUCGCUGUGAAUACUAUGCUGCCUGACCUUGCUAAAGAGAGAGAGCGGAUGGCUCAACGCCGCCUGGAGCUGAUGGAGCGCAAGAUGGAGCGUGAGUUGGCUGCGCAGAAGCGUCACUCGGAGGAGCAGGUAGCGCGGCUGGAGAAACUGCAUCAUGAACAACAGAAGGUUCAACAAGAGCAACAUGCACAACUACUCGCUACUAUUCAGCAGCAACAGGCAAUGAUGUUUGACCUCAUCAAGUCAUUGGCUCCAGUCCACAAUGAAAACCAAGAACAGGCUCAAACGUAGCUGUUCGGUUAAAAAUGGCUGUGAUCAUGUGUAUCCUUGGAAACUCUUUUGACAUGGACAGAAACUCUUUUUAGUAUGACGGCGUUAUGUUGCGUGUUCCUCGGACUUAAAGGCAGCUCCUAGCAGACGUGACAACUUGUGAUGUAAUAAACCUCGAAAUCUACCCUGUCAUCGAAAACAAAGCCAUGUUUUUGCCAAGCUCUGGAUUUUAACUUUAAAAUGAUUUAG